UAUCAGCACAUUUCUCCUGUAUUUCGCCCGUAUCAAAGAGCACUUCCACCCUCAGCAGCUGGUGGAUUCUUGAUCCAAACACCAGGACAGUUGCUACGGCAAUCUGACGGCCUGCGUCGGAUACAAGAACCAAUCAGCCUCCGGCCAUUUCGGUCCAAGGUACUCGAAGCUAGGUGCUCAUUUGGGCCUUCGUCCAAGUGGGUCUUGGCUGAUCCGAUUUUCGAAGCCUGUCCAAAUCACAAAGUCCCUAUUGGACGUCGGCAAAGAUGCCGACGUGGCCGACUUCCUCGGUUGCUCGUGUGA
Protopolystoma xenopodis is the source of this 303-nucleotide messenger RNA. The record is from the annotation of a GenBank genome assembly. Lineage: Eukaryota; Metazoa; Platyhelminthes; Monogenea; Polystomatidea; Polystomatidae.